CUGGUGUCUGUAGUCUGUUUACUGUUAGUAAAUCAGUAAUCGUCCGUCGUUCAACUGCUUGGUUUGUUGUUGACUGCAUUUGUGUUAGUGUAGUGUUCGCUUUGUUUUAUUCAAUGAUGCAAAUUAACCUAACCAACGUUAGUUUAUAAUACUAAUAACAUUUUUGAACAACGCAGUUGCCUAUGACAACUGUUGAACUACAAACAUACAUUUUUAAAAAAUAAAACCUUACGGCACUAAGUUUGCUUAGUAGGGCAGAACACCGGUAUUAUGAAAAUGUUCGGAUAAAAGAUGAGUUUAAUUUCAGUUGUAUUGAAAAACACGCCUGAUGAAUGGGAUAACCCACCAGUUUAUGACACGAGUUACAUACUUGUAGAAGUAAAAGACUAUACAAAUGAAUACAGAAAUAUAAGCUCAAAUUUCAAUUUACGAAUAAGAAAAAUUAGCAGAGUACAAAAUCCAUUUCAAUACGGCCGGUUUAUGUUACGGAAAGAAAUGCUUGGUGUUUAUUGCGAGACUAUAGCUUUUCACGGAGUACAUAGAAAUGAUUUACAAACAGCGCUGAAACAUACAUGCGAUUAUAGGCGAUAUACUCUACCAUUUGAGGAUGUUUAUGAUAAACAUCCAGUUUUUCACUCAACAUUCAGUAGUCUACUUGAACAAGUAAAUCGCUAUCAAGAUAACACACAUAAUUUGUGUGUAUUAAUUAUAAGUAGAAUUACAAGCCCAAUAAAAACUCAAUGUGAUUAUUACAUUAAGUAUGUUGUUGAAUUUGCUUAAAAUUUAAAUUUGUUUGUCCAUAUUAUUUUAAUGAACUGAUUAUUUUAUUACGUUUUUACUGUUUUUGAAUAUUUUACUCAUAUUAUACUAUAUUAUAUAAUAUCAUGACUAUAAUUAUAUUAGUCAUUAUAAAUAUUUAUGUGUAAUCCUAAAACCGGUUAAGUAAAUUAAUCGAAGUAGAGUUUUGACUGUCAUUAUACUUCGUAUUUUUAAUUACGCAAAGUCUACUUGAUUAUUAUAUGUAUGCAGUAUUUAUUAGUUAGAACUUAUAAGUUACUAAUGUAUCAGGACUGUUUUAAAUGUUAUUGUUAAUGAAAGUGUCAUUAAACGUAAUUUUUUCCUACUAUUUUUGUAAUAAGUA
Molecule: messenger RNA, 1141 nt
Organism: Adelges cooleyi (spruce gall adelgid)
Lineage: Eukaryota; Metazoa; Arthropoda; Insecta; Hemiptera; Adelgidae
Exons: 4
Coding region: 292-780 (162 amino acids)
Source: RefSeq, a predicted model, not a curated record